Canis lupus familiaris (dog) is the source of this 1145-nucleotide messenger RNA. It is a transcript of the gene RNASE9, whose product is annotated as ribonuclease A family member 9 (inactive). The coding region runs from base 182 to 778 and encodes 198 amino acids. The record is from RefSeq and is a predicted model, not a curated record. Lineage: Eukaryota; Metazoa; Chordata; Mammalia; Carnivora; Canidae. Gene Ontology annotation, molecular function: nucleic acid binding. The transcript is spliced from 2 exons.
UUCCCCUGUCCACCCGCCGGUUUUCCUUUUCAGUCCACUUCUCCUCUCCUGCUUCAGCCUUCCGUCGGGUGUGCACAACACCUGCAUUUCUUGACUCCUCUGACUGCUCACAUCGACACCGAUCAGAUCCAUCCUGGAAUCAGGGGCUCUCUGUCUCCAUCUCCACUCUCCGCAAAAGGACAUGUGGACUCUGCUCACCAUGCAGCCCCUGGCUCUGCUGCUCCUGCUGAUGAUGCAGCCACUGCAAUUUAUAAUUCUGAAGAACUUUGGUGAUUUCACAGAUGAAAAGCUAGAAGAGUUUGAAGAUUACUUGGGGGACAUAUACAGCCCAGGACCUGCCAAACCUCCUACCAAAGAUACUUUCCUAAGGCGUAUUAUUAUCGAUCCUGGAAGACCACUAACUGAUUCAGCCUACUGUACUGAAGAAAUCAAGAUGAAAAACGUUCACAACAAUUUCAGUUGUGUCAGAGAACAUUUCUUCCUCCAAAUAGCAUAUGAGGACGUGCAAAAGACCUGUAAAAACUUACAUGUGCCUUGUAAGAAUGGAGUUAAGAAAUGUCACAGGAGCAAGGAAGUAAUAGAAGGAGUCUAUUGUAAUUUAACACGAGGAGCUAAAAUGACAGACUGUGAAUAUGACUCUUUUUAUAGGCAGGGCUAUGUCCUUAUUACUUGUCGAUGGCAAAAUAAUAUUCAGGAAAUUGUUCCUGUUUACGUAGAUGAUAUUAUGGCUCUGGAUAAUGAUGUGAAAGCCAACAUCUACCACAAUGCAAAAAAGUAGCCAUUCUAAAAGAAUAUUCUCUAAGAAGGCAAGAGUAGGAGGAUAUAACCUUCUCCAUACUGAUCCUUGCAGGUCAAAAUCAAGAAUGCUCAUUUUGAUCCCAUUCAUUUUAGUCAUCCACCAUCUCCCUUUCUUCUCCUAACACCAUGCAAAGGCAACGUGGGCUAAGUUGGUUGAUGGCGCUCUGAGAAGUGGUUUCAAAAGGUCAAGUACUUUAGCACAUUUUGAGUGUGUUAUGAGGAUGAACGCCUGCAGUGACAGAGAGCCAGCUCCAAGAGAAACAGGAAAUGGUCGUCUGGAGUGUACUCCUGUGUUGUGUUCAUGUGAACCCCUAGUUGAGUAGAACUAAUAAAGUGCAUUGACCUAG